Molecule: messenger RNA, 1031 nt
Organism: Marchantia polymorpha subsp. ruderalis
Lineage: Eukaryota; Viridiplantae; Streptophyta; Marchantiopsida; Marchantiales; Marchantiaceae
Source: the annotation of a GenBank genome assembly
GCUCAUUUGAGCUUCGGGCCCCAAAAGCUGAACCUCACAAAAACGUCCGGCGAAUGAAUUUGCACGUUCUUGGGCAAUUUCGUGGGCACCGGACCGUCGUAGUUCGCACCUGCUAUGGAGAGGGAGAAUCUCAUGCACGGCCACCAGGCGGGCGGCGGACGGUAUUUCGGUCUCACGAUGGCGGGCAGCGAUGGGGUUUUCGCAUGUGGAAGGCGACCACACAAUGAGCAUCUGCAGAGCCGACCUUUUACUGUACCGCCCUCGAGACCUGCAUCUUUCCGUGCCCGUGCCCAAGUUGGCCACCAGUGCUCUAUCUAUCGAGCAUUCGGUUUGGCUUUCUCCCACAUUGUAUCUCCAUUCGUUGCACAAGAGAUUUCAAACCGACCCGGCUUCCUUUGUUUAUCCAAUUCCAACGAAUUGGAAGGGGCGAGGGAAAGCGUCAGAGCAUGCAGGGCAGGGUGGAACUUUUCUCACGACCAAGUACUGUUGUGACUAUGGACGAAUAGAAACCAGAAGCAGCGCGGCCAUGAUUCGUGAAUGGGAACUUUCCUUUCGCAUUUUUCCACGAGAAAGGCGGCCAUAUUUCCUGUACUUGUAAAAGCUUGUCGAAGAGUUUGUCUUCGUUUUUGUUCCGAAGAAUAUUUCGAAAAUUUGUUUGGACGAUCGGACAUGGACUGUUCUUUUCCACCGGAGGAUGUUCUUUAGAGGCUAGAACCCCGCUGCUGCUGGGAUGGAUUAUUUCCCCUCCUCGAUCAUGCGAAAAUCAGAUCUCACCCUUCAGUACAGAAGUCCGAGCAGUCUGCAGAAUCUGGAUCAAAGAAUCGGAUCUGUGACUAUCACAUCGGUAGCGUCUUGCUUUGGAUCAACGUCAAAGCUUAUGUACUCCUCAUUCAGAAGGGCAGACGUACUAAAUCAGACCACCAAAGCAUGAUUAUUCCAUUCUCACUAUCAUACUCUUUACCGCUAAUGUCCAAUCCUUUUAGAGCUUUGUGAUUUGAUGUAGUCCAAGAUUCACCUUCCCAGAGACUUCU